UCGAUUCGCCAAAAACAAUUGCCAAUUCGCUCGGUCCGACUCCGUCUAUCAACCGAAAAGUUUUGCGUUCGCGUUGAAACAUAAUUUACGUGCAAUUAAAAUAAAAGCAAUUAACAAAAAUGACGGAUACGAUGGAAAGUGGAACUAUGUCCAGCGAAACGGUUUUGACCCAUAAUUUAAGCGGUCAAUCGGAAUUUAAAGAAUUUCUUAAGAGGUCGAACGCUUUUAGGUUACAAACGGUUGACACCGAAGAAAUGCGCGACGUAUUAAAAUCAGUAAUCGCUAGAACGAAGAUCGAACACGAGAAAAAGGGGAACAAGUGUCAAACGACUCGCAAGUGUCGAUUACAACAGCCUCAGAGUUUCUAUUUCGAAAAGCUGAAAGAGUUUGCGAACAAAUUACCCUCGAAUACUCUUCUACUUGAGUGGGAGAACAACAUACGCAAUUUAGUGACGCCCAGUCUUCGAAACAAAUAUGCGGGUAUUUUUGAGGAACAAAUGGAAGAAACCAAAAGACGUUAUUACGAAGCGAUGCACGAUGCAACUGUGAAACAAGUGGUAGCGAUCGAAUGUCAAGAAAUGUGUAACGAGGAUUUGAAAGGAUUCCCGCCGUUUAAGCUAGCCGGCCGGACAGAUCUGUAUCCUAAGUAUUUGAAAAAUCGUUGCGCGGUAAAAAGACAAUAUUAUCUACCCCAUAGAUUGAUGAGGAAUAUUGUUGCUAAAACAUACACCCUGAUGCCACGAUGGAUUUGCGAUUUCGGACGUUAUCGGAAGCUUGGUUAUCUUGAUUUUAACAGAUUCUUGGAUUUGGUGGAAACGGAUACGAAAAAAGGCGCUCUCGCAGUGAGCAGUGGCUACUAUGGUGACAUCGUGCGACUUAUCUCUCAACCGCGCUAUCUUCACGACGUACCUCCACCCUCGAUGCGACCGUUCCUCAACUGUGCAAAUAAUCUGCUCGGCCUUCAAGUGGAAACAUGCAUGAUAAACACCAUCGUAUAUCUACUUGAAAUCUUAAAUGACCCGCACACCGUACCAUUACUAAAAGUGCAAUUAAAAUGCGAGAACAACGAGUUGUUUCUUAGCCCAACGUUGCAUGAAAUUUACAUGGCAUUCCGCACUAUCGUUGGAAAUAUCGGUAACAUUGGUCAACAAUUACCGCCGUUAGAUUCAUGGGUAGGCGUGAAAAUCGAUCGCGCCUACAUCAAAGUCGUUUUACCUGAAUGGUAUCUGGAAGAAACUCAUCAACGGCUCGCUGAAGUUCUACAACAUACUUUUCAACCCUUAAACGAUUACGUCGACGAACUACGUGAGAAGUUCAAAGUUGUUUUCGAUCCGGGAACACACAAAAACAUUACCACUUACACAGUUGGUACAGGGCACACUUUCCAAGAAUGCGUGGCCAAGGUGGAAGAUUUUAAUCGAUUUAUCCGAGAUAUAAACGGCAUGCUGGAUCACGAGUACUUUCCCACGGGAACGAUUUACCAGGUGGAUGCGAAAGUAGGUCUUCUCCAUUACACGGGACAGGUGCGCGAAUUAAUCAUCGAGGAACUCAUUAAAACUCAUUGGAACUACAACACUGAAAUUUGCAAUGCGUUCGAAGACAUAAGAGAACGAGCCUUGAACGUGCCCACUACUACCAAAGAAUUACUAGAAUUGGGCGAAUACAUGUUAAUGGCUGCAUCGACGUUGAUGAAGGCGCUGGAAGAGAAAAUCACUGUGUCGUUGCGCAUGCUGGCUUCGUUGAUCGAAAUGACUGCAUUGUCCAAAGAUCACAUAGAGUUAAAUAAUACCACUGUACAUUGGCUAAAGCGGAUAAGACCGAUAUUCGAACAAAACAGCGCGGUGUACGAACAAACGAAGUACGAGCUGGAGGAGAAGCUUCACAGAAAGGUCGAGAGCUUGAACGCGGACGUUGAAAGUAUGUUUCCUAGAUUAGAAAUAAUGAACGAUAUGAACGACGCGAAUCGAAUACACGAGUACAUAGAAUACAUGCGAAAAUUCGCGCGGGACUUGGAUCGCGCGGACGAGAGGGUGACGUGGAUCAACGAAGAGGAGAAGCUUUUCCAAUACGCUGUCUCUCAGUAUCCGCGCAUCAAAGAGCUGAAAGAGAACAUAAUGCCGUAUUACGAUCUGAUUUACCGCGGCUUUCAGUGGCAAAGACACCGCGACGUUUGGUUGGAUGGGCCGUUCGAGUAUCUCGACUCGAACGUGAUCGAAAACAAAACCACCGAAUACUUCACCGAUUUCAAUAAGAUCAAUAAACAGUACAAGACGAAAAUCAAAAUGGAACUCGCAAUGAGUUAUCCUUAUUGUUUCAUCGGAUCGCCGGACGAUCCGGAUCCGUUUCAACAACCAGCGCCUCUGAACCUCUGUAAUCAGCUUAUCGAGAAUGUGAAAUGGUUCAAGUAUUAUAUACCGCUGUUGGCGGUGUUCCGGAAUCCUGCUUUGCGGCAGACCCACUGGGACGAUAUGUCGGUUAUAGCUGGCUUCGAUCUUACCCCCGACGCUGGAACGACCUUUCGAAAGAUUCUAAAAAUGGACUUGAUGGACGAUUUAGAAAAGUACGAAAUGAUAAGUACAAGCGCAACGAAGCAACUGAUGCUCGAAGAGUUGCUAGCGAAGUUGAUCAGCGAAUGGGACGACGUGAUAUUUACCACCGUACAGUACAAAGACUCCGGGGUAAACAUUUUAACGCAACUGGACGAUAUUCAAGCCCUGUUGGAGGAGCAGAUCGUAAAAGUCCAAGCGAUGCGUGGAUCAGCGUUCGUCAAACGUAUCGAGGAAGAGGUGAAAGAAUUCUACGCUCUCUUACUUCGGAUGCGAUCGACGAUCGACGAAUGGACCAAAGUACAAGUGCAAUGGAUGUAUUUAUUGCCGAUCUUUUCGAGCAAAGAUAUCGUGGCGCAAUUGCCCGAGGAGGAAAUACUGUUCGUUCAAGUGGACAGAAUAUUUCGUAGCGCGAUGACCGGCGUCUCCAGGGAUCCUCGCGUCCGAGAAACAGCCGGCUCUGUGGGUCUUUUAGAAAUCAUGACGGAAGCGAACAUCUUAAUGGAAAAAGUCAACGACGGGGUGUUGAAUUACUUGGAGAAAAAGAGACUAUACUUCCCGCGUUUCUUCUUCUUGAGCAACGACGAUAUGCUGGAAAUACUCUCCGAAACGAAGGAACCCCUUCGCGUACAACCGCAUCUUCGAAAAUGCUUCGAAGGAAUAAAUAAAUUGGGAUUCAACGACGAAAUGGAGAUAUAUUCGAUGUUCAGCGAGGAUGGCGAAGAAGUAAACGUGCAGGAGCAGAUCUCGACCGCUGCAGCGAGAGGUUGCGUGGAACGCUGGCUCGUUCAAGUCGAGGAACAAAUGGUGAAAUCUAUACGACACGAAAUCCUGAUGAGCUACCUAGAUUACGAGGUGAACAAACGAAACGUAUGGGUGCUUAUAUGGCCCGGUAUGGUCGUUCUAUGCGUCGCGCAAAUUUACUGGAGCAUGCAAGUUCAAAACAGCCUUAUGACUCGUAUAGCUUCGACGAUGGAAACGUUGCAUUCGAAACUAAGAAAUCAAAUCUUAGACAUGGUGGAGCUGGUUAAAGGACAGUUGUCGAAACAAAAUCGAACCACGUUAAACGCUCUAAUCACGCUUGACGUUCACGCGAUGGACGUGGUGAAAAUGCUGAUCGACAAAAAGAUCAGAAGCGAACUGGAUUUCGAAUGGUUAUCGCAGCUUCGCUACUACUGGGAAGACGACGUGUUUGUUAGAAUUAUUUACACGGCGGUGUCCUAUGCGUACGAGUAUCUUGGAAAUUGUCCUCGACUCGUUAUUACCCCUUUAACUGAUAGAUGUUAUCGCACGUUAAUCGGCGCGUACUCGUUGCACCUGAACGGAGCGCCGGAAGGUCCUGCCGGUACCGGAAAGACGGAAACGACGAAGGAUCUGAGCAGAGCGAUCGCCGUUCAGUGUGUAGUAUUCAACUGCUCCGAGGGACUCGACUAUAAGAACAUGGGGAAAUUCUUCAAAGGUCUCGCCUCGUGUGGCGCGUGGUCCUGCUUCGACGAGUUCAACAGAAUCGAGCUCGAAGUGCUAUCGGUAGUCGCGCAACAAAUCCUCUGCAUCAUCCAAGCCGUACGCGGUAAACUGGAAACGUUCGUGUUCGAAGGUACCGAACUGAGAUUAAAUCCAUCCGUUUACGUUUGCAUCACGAUGAAUCCCGGCUACGCGGGUCGCACAGAGCUGCCCGAUAAUCUUAAAGUACUCUUCCGAACGGUGGCGAUGAUGGUGCCCGAUUACGCCAUGAUUGCCGAGAUAUUCCUCUACUCGUCCGGCUUUGGCACCGCUCGAGAGCUCUCCACAAAAAUCGUCACAACGUACAAGCUCUGCUCCGAGCAACUCUCCACGCAAUCUCAUUACGAUUACGGUAUGCGAGCUGUGAAGACUGUCUUAACGGCUGCUCAAAACAUCAAGCUACAAUUUCCCGAGGAGAACGAGUCUGUCUUGUUGCUUCGAUCCGUCAUCGACGUGAAUCUACCGAAAUUCUUGGCUCACGACGUUCCGCUCUUCCAAGGCAUAGUCUCCGAUUUGUUCCCCGGCCUGGAGCUUCCCUCGCCUAGUUACGACGUCCUGCUAAGAGCUGUUCGAGAGAUAGCACGGAAACGGAAUCUGCAACCGGUGGAUGGUUUUCUAUUGAAGAUCAUCCAGACGUUCGAGAUGAUGAUCGUCCGACACGGAUUCAUGCUGGUCGGCGAUCCUUUCGGCGGGAAAACUUCUGUCCUCUACACUCUGGCCGAUGCUCUAACCUUGAUGGACGAAUGGGGCGAGAAGAAUGGAGCAACGACCAAGUAUUUCACUAUCAAUCCGAAAUCUAUAACCUUAGGACAAUUGUACGGUUUCUUCGAUCCGGUCUCCUCCGAGUGGACCGACGGUGUCUGCGCGGUUGCUUUCCGAAGGUACUGCACCGAGGAUACUCCCGACAGGAAAUGGAUCAUUUUCGACGGGCCGGUGGACGCCGUUUGGAUCGAGAACCUCAACACCGUGCUCGACGAUAACAAGAAACUCUGCUUAACCUCCGGCGAGAUAAUGCAAAUGUCCGGCGUAAUGUCGAUGAUCUUCGAAGCGAUGGAUCUUUUUCACGCCUCCCCCGCUACCGUCUCCCGUUGCGGCAUGAUUUACAUAGAACCACGGGUCCUAGGCUGGAAGCCGUUCUUUCGAUCCUGGAUGAACAACUUAAACCCAGCUUGGUCGCAGGAUAACAAAGAAUACAUCCAGCAAUUGUUUUAUUGGCUGAUCGAUCCUUGCUUGGAGUUCAUCCGAAAGCAAUGCCGCGUCACCAUGAACGCCGGACAAAUCCAUCAAGUCGUAUCAACCAUGCAUCUAUUCGAGAUGUUCAUGGAGGACGCGGUCGAGCAGAAUCCAAAGACUUUCGAUCAAUUCGUUUUACCUUGGUUACAGGCGACCAUGUUGAUGUCUAUUGUCUGGGGUGCAGCCGGUACAUUGAGCUACGAUUCUCGCUUGAAAUUCAACGAUUAUUAUCUGACCUUCUGGAAGAACGAGCAGAAGGGACAUCCGCUUCCAGAGUUUCUCGUCGAUGCGUUAAUUUCUAUUCCAACCGAAGAGCCGAUACACGAUUGCUUUUACACGUAUCGUGGUCGAGGUGCUUGGAGACGGUUCGCCGACGUGGCAAGGCAGCAAGAACUUCUGGAGACCGAGAGUAUCGUUCAACUGAUGGUCCCUACCAUCGAUACCGUCAAGUAUCAAACGUUGUUCCUUAUGCACGUGCAACACCGGAAACGUUUCCUUCUGUACGGUGAAACAGGCACUGGGAAAAGUUUCUACAUAAAGGAUCUGAUCAUGAACAGAUUGAGCGAGAAGGAAUACCUACCGAAUUUCGUAACGUUCACGCCUAACAUAACUGCCGCACAGACGCAGGAACUAAUCGUCCUGAAACUGUACAAAAGACGGAGGAAUCAGUUCGGUCCUCUGGCUGGCACACAGUGCAUCGUCUUCAUCGACGACGUGAACAUGCCCGCGAAAGAGAUGUACGGCUCCCAACCGCCCAUCGAACUCCUUCGUCAGUUCUUCGAUCACAAGGUUUGGUUCGAUCUGAAGAAACCAGAGAUUAUACACAUCUACGACACCAUGUUCGUCUGCGCGAUGGCACCUCCAGGUGGUAGCAGACAGGAAGUCUACCAAAGGUUCUUGCGACACUUCAAUCUAUACAGCAUCAGCAAUUUCUCCGAGGAUACUGUUACUCGAAUAUUUACGAAUAUAGCGUUCGUAGGAUUGCAAAGAAACGGUUUCACCACUGCGGUGAUGGGGACCAUCAUGGACAUCGUACGCGCCACGCAGAAUAUUUUUCAGAACGCUCGAGCGGAGCUCAGACCGACCCCGACGAAGUCUCACUAUUUAUUCAAUCUCCGUGAUUUCGCUCGCGUGAUCACUGGGUGUACAAUGAUCAAAGAGGAAUCCGUCGAAUCCAAGACGGAUUUCACGAGACUCUGGGUCCACGAGAUUCUAAGGGUGUUCGGGGAUCGACUGGUGGAUCAAGACGACAGGCAGUGGCUCUUCUUGAAGAUCAAGGAAGUAGUUAGCGGUAAUCUGAAGGAGUCGUUCGACUCGGCGUUCGAUUACCUGCCGAAAUUCAAGGAUCAAUUAACGGAGGAAAGUCUACGGAGUCUGAUAUUCGGGAAUUUCAUGGACGUCGACACGAUUCCCACCGAUCGUCGUUACGAAGAGGUGAAGUCGAUGGACGAGUACACCGAAGUGGCGAUCUCCUAUCUGGAAGACUAUAAUCUCACUCAUAGACGCAAGAUAGAUAUCGUUCUCUUCCGUUACGCUCUGGAACAUCUCGCGAGGAUUUGUCGUAUACUGGUGAUCCCUUGCGGGAGCUUGUUGAUGGUCGGCGUGGGUGGAUCCGGAAGACAGUCGUUGACCAAAUUGGCGUCCAGCAUGGUCGGUCACGGUCUGUUCCAGCCGGAGAUCGGCAGCACCUAUGGCGUGCAAGAAUGGCGAGACGAUAUAAAGAAGGUCCUCACGAACUCCGGUGGCGCGGGCAAAGAUCACGUGUUUCUCUUAACCGAAGGACAAAUCAAAAGCGAGAUCUUCCUGAACGACAUAGACAGUUUGUUAAAUUCCGGCGAAGUUCCGAAUCUCUUCACCAUCGAGGAGAGGCAAGAGCUCAUCGAGGCGACGCGGCUAGCCGCUCAAGGCGGUAAUCGUAACCUGGACAUAUCGGUCCUGUCGGUGCUGGCUUACUUCGUGAACCGAUGCAAAGAGAAACUGCACAUCAUGCUCUGCUUCAGUCCCAUCGGCGACAGUUUCCGAAUCAGGCUUCGACUCUAUCCUAGCUUGGUGAACUGUUGCACCAUCGACUGGUUCGACGUAUGGCCGGAGGAUGCUCUGGAACAGGUGGCUCUACGCAGCACCACUGACAUCAACAUCGAGGAACAGGUGAAGAUAAACGCGGUGGUUGCCUGCAAAUACUUCCACGUUUGCGCGAAAGACGUGAGCACGAGAUUUUAUAACGCCACCGGUAGGAAAACAUACGUCACCACCGCGGGAUUUCUGGAUCUUAUACGAACGUACGCAGAAUUGAUGGAGGAGAAGCAGCAGGAACUCAUACUUGCAAGAGAUCGAUACAUCAGCGGACUGGAUAAACUGGAGUACGCGGCCCAACAAAUUGGCCAAAUGAAGAUAACUCUUUCGCGGUUGAGACCUCAGCUCGAGGCGUCUGCUAAAGAGACGACUGAGACGAUGAAGAAAAUCGAGACCGAAAAUGUGAGCGUGGCGAAAGCGAGGCUGUUGGUGAAGAGGGACGAAGACAUGGCGAACGUUCAGGCUGAAGUCGCGAAGAAGUUGAAGACGGAAUGCGAAGCUGAUCUUGCGGAGGUUCUUCCUGCUUUGGACGACGCGAUAGCCGCUCUGAACACUUUAAAGCCAGCCGACAUAGCCGUCGUAAGGACGAUGAGAAGCCCUCCCGCCGGAGUGAAGCUCGUAAUGGCCGCUGUGUGCGUGAUGUUAGCUAUACCUCCCGCUAGAGUCGAAGAUCCUACAACUGGUAAAAAGUUCAACGACUACUGGGGACCUAGUAAACGUUUGUUAGGCGACAUAAGGUUCUUGGAGACCUUACGGCAAUACGACAAAGACAAUAUCCCCGCCAACAUAAUACACGAAAUCAAGACGACCUACCUGACGAAUAAAACCUUUGAACCAAAAGUGGUAGCGAGAGCGUCGUCAGCGGCCGAAGGGCUGUGCAAAUGGGUGAGAGCGAUGGUUUUGUACGACGAGGUAGCGAAAGUUGUAGGCCCGAAGAGGAUGAAACUCGACGACGCGCAAAGGGACUACGAGAACACCAUCAAGUUUCUCAACGAGAGACGCGAAAUGCUCGCCAAGUUGACCGAGAGACUCGCUGUUCUUCAUCAAAGUUUGCAAGCGAUUCUCGAGAAGAAAAUUCAACUGGAGAACGAGGUAGCAAACUGCAGGAACAAGCUGAUUCGAGCGGAGAAAUUAAUCAGCGGAUUAGGAGGAGAAAAAGAUCGUUGGAUGACGGCCGCAGCGAAUUUACAAAAGUCUUACGAUUCUUUACCAGGCGACAUUUUAAUUUCCUGCGGUAUGAUCGCGUAUUUAGGACCGUUCACCACCGCCUAUCGCGAAGAGAGCCUGCUGAAAUGGAUGAGCCACGUUAAAAACUUGAAGAUACCUUGCACCGAUAAUUACGACUUCGUCCAGGUACUUGGUACCGAGAUAAAGAUUAAUUCUUGGAACAUAUUCGGUCUGCCGCGGGAUUCCUUCUCCACCGAGAACGCCAUCAUCAUGGACAAUUCUAAACGCUGGAGUUUGUUCAUCGAUCCUCAGAGCCAAGCGAACAAAUGGAUUCGGAACAUGGAGAAGCAGAACAAACUGGAAAUUGUCAAAUUAACAGACGCCAAUUACAUGAAUGUUAUAGAGCGUGCUUUGGAGUACGGCAAACCGGUACUGAUAGAAAACGUCGGGGAGGAGUUAACGCCACCCCUCGAUCCGAUAUUGACCAAAGCGAUAUACAAAUUGGGCCCCUUGUGGCACAUCACCCUCGGCGAGAAGGUGAUCGAAUAUAAUUUGCGAUUCAAAUUGUACAUCACGACGAAGCUGCGGAAUCCGCACUAUCUGCCGGAGGUCUUCAACAAGGUGACCAUCAUCAAUUUCGCUUUAACCAUCGACGCGUUGGAGGAUCAACUGUUAGGUAUCGUGGUGGCGAAGGAGAGGCCCGAUUUACAAGAGAAACGAGAAUACUUGAUUAUCCAAAAUGCGGCGAAUAAGAAAGCCUUGAAGCAAGUCGAGGACAAUAUACUGAAGACCCUGUCCGCGUCUGGUGCGAGUAUCUUAGAAGACGAGGAAGCGAUAGAGAUUCUGGACUCGUCGAAACUCUUGUCGGCUGAUAUAUUGAAGAAACAAUCCAGCGCGAAGAAGACGGAAGUACAAAUCGAAAGGUUCCGUUUGAGUUACAGGCCGAUCGCUAUACACAGCGCUGCUCUUUAUUACACUAUCACCGAUCUACCCAACAUCGAUCCCAUGUAUCAGUAUUCUUUGAGCUGGUUCAUUAAUUUGUACGUGACGUCGAUCGACACCGCGAACAAAAGCAACAUCCUCGAGAGGAGGCUCAUGUUUCUGCGGGAAACUUUCACCUAUAAUUUGUACCAAAACGUUUGCAGAUCGUUGUUCGAAAAAGAUAAGCUCCUGUAUUCGUUCGUCCUGUACGUGACGAUUUUACUGUCGAAAAAUGCGAUCACGCAAGAAGAGAUAAUGUUCUUCUUAACCGGAGGUGUCGCCCUGGCUGCCAUUCCGGGCAAUCCAGCGCCAGCUUGGCUUCCAGAUAAAUCCUGGGCCGAGAUUUGCAGAUCCAACGUUUUAUCGAGUUUCGCCAAGUUUCAGCAAAGUUUCCUUGACCAUCUAAGCGACUGGAAAAAUUAUUAUGAUUUAUUGAAUCCAGAAGACUCGCCGUUACCACAUCCUUGGGAGGCAGUUUUGACUCCCUUUCAGAAGCUGAUCGUUACGAGAAUAAUCAGAACCGAUAAAGUGAUGAUUAUGAUACAACGAUUCGUGAAAGCUGGAAUGGGUCUGAAUUUCAUCGUACCUCCACCGUUCGACAUCUCCAAGUCCUUCGCCGAUUCCAGCUUCCUGAUACCGUUGAUCUUCAUCUUGUCACCUGGUUCCGACCCAAUGGAAGCGCUAACGAAAUACGCCGAGAGUACCAACUUCACCGACAGGUUUGAGUCGAUCUCGCUGGGCCAAGGACAAGGGCCGAUCGCUGAAAAAUUGAUAAUAAAAGCGCAGAGCGACGGCGAGUGGGUGUGCUUGCAAAACUGUCACUUGGCGGCCUCUUGGAUGGCAACUUUGGAGAGCAUCUGCGAGAAACUUGACCCAUCGAACACGCACUCCAACUUCCGCCUUUGGCUAACCAGUUAUCCUUCGGAACACUUUCCGAUCACCAUCUUGCAAAACGGCGUUAAAAUGACCAACGAACCGCCUACGGGGUUGCAAAAUAACAUCAUGAGGUCGUACAAGGCCGAGGCAGCAAGGGAUCCGGAUUUUUUCGACACCGAUCCAAGAAAGAAGCGUGCGUACUCCAAGUUGCUUUACGCUUUGUGCUUCUUCCAUGCCGUGGUCCAGGAAAGACGGAAUUAUGGCGCGCAGGGAUGGAACAUCAGAUAUGGUUUCAAUGAAUCCGAUCUUCAAAUAUCCGCCCAACAGCUUCAACUAUACGUGAACGGUUACAAAGAGGUACCCUUCAAAGCGAUCGUAUAUUUAACCGGCGAAUGUAAUUAUGGCGGAAGGGUCACCGACGACAGAGAUCGAAGAUGUUUGAACACGAUAUUGCAAGAUUUCUACAACCAAGAUGUAAUUACCGAUGCUAAUUAUUCUUUCGCGGAUACCGGACCCGAAUAUGCUCUACCAAAAAGACACGAAUACGAGGAUUAUAUUAAACAAAUUCAAGGAAUUCCUCUGAAUCCACCGCCAGAAGCACUGGGACUACAUAUGAACGCAGGCAUUACGCGGGAUCUUGAACUAGCAAAUGAUUUCUUUCAGUCCAUGAUGUUAAUCCGAGGAACGGUCACGGUGGGUGAUACUUCUAAGCAGGACGAAAUGCUGUUGAGUAUGAAGAAAGAUAUAUAUAAACGAAUGCCUGAAUUAUUCGACAUCGAGGAGGCGCAAAAACUGUAUCCCGUUAUGUACAUGGAAUCUAUGAACACGGUUCUGAUACAAGAACUGGAAAGAUACAACACUCUUUUACGCGAAAUACGACAGUCCCUCGUGUUGCUGGAGAAAGCGGUGAAAGGGUUGAUAGUGAUGACACCUGCGAUAGAAAUUCUAGCCGUUCAUAUAUUACACGCGAGGAUACCACCAUCUUGGGUAAAAGCGUGCGCCUAUCCAACUUUAAAACCAUUGCCAAACUUCAUCAAUGACUUUUUGCUUCGAUUGAACUUCUUUCGGAAAUGGUUGACGAAUGGUAUACCGCAGACGUUUUGGAUAUCCGGAUUCUCGUUUGUCCAUGCUUUUCUUACGGCAACGAUGCAAAACUUUGCAAGAAAAUACAAAAUACCUAUCGACAAAAUUGAUUUCGAUUUUCAGGUACUUCCUAUCCGCGAUUCAGAGACUGCGCCCACGGAUGGCGUUUACGUUUAUGGAAUGUAUUUGGCGGGCGCGAGAUGGGAUCUAACAAGCAUGUUACUUGCUGAAAGUCAUCCAAAAAUCCUCUGGGAUCUCAUUCCAAUUAUUUGGAUGAAACCGUGCGAAGUAAAUUUGCUUUAUGUAAAUGAACGCUACCAAUGCCCCCUUUACAUAACUUCGGCUCGUUAUGGUGUUCUCAAAACAACUGGACACUCAACGAAUUACGUGAUAUCCAUUCUUUUGGAUACCGACCGUCCUGUAAAACAUUGGAUUAAAAGAGGGCUGGCUCUACUUUGUCAACUCGACAAUUAAAUAUUGCUUAGACUAUUCGCUUUUUAUAUCUCAAAUUAAAAGAUAUAUACAUGUAUAUAUUAUGAAAAUCAUACGGUGUAGGAUUGCAAUGAUUAUUCGCGAUUUUCUGAGAUAGAGUCUUUUAUUGUAAUAGAGCUUUGUAAAAAAUAAAAUCGCGUACCUUUAACCUUCCGGUCGCAUGGGGGUGGAAUGGAUAGAAUGGAGGUGCAUCGAGGUGGGGGCGUCAGGCCUAGGGCACUAUAAUAGAGUAUGGAUCUGAAGGAAUUGCUUCCUCCUGCUGCCGGUAGAUGGCGCAAGAAUCGAGGGCGCCAUAUUGAAGCCCUUUGAAUCUGCCGGUAAGCGACAUUUCUGUCAGUGCAUGUAUUAAAGAAAUAUAUUCGAUGAAA
Messenger RNA from Osmia lignaria (orchard mason bee), 12322 nucleotides. It is a transcript of the gene Dhc62B, whose product is annotated as Dynein heavy chain at 62B. The record is from RefSeq and is a predicted model, not a curated record. Gene Ontology annotation, cellular component: dynein complex. NCBI's taxonomy places the organism in Eukaryota, Metazoa, Arthropoda, Insecta, Hymenoptera, Megachilidae. Gene Ontology annotation, molecular function: dynein intermediate chain binding; dynein light intermediate chain binding; minus-end-directed microtubule motor activity. Gene Ontology annotation, biological process: microtubule-based movement.